CCGGGCGCGACAGGAAGUGAAGCAGCCCCGCCGAGCGACAGCAGCGGGAGCAGAAACAGAGGGAAAAAGGGCGCUGCGGCGGCGGCGACGACGACAGAGGUGGCUGAGAGGGUUGAGUGCCAGGGGGACUCGUCCACUCGGAAGCCGGAUUCCGAGCCGGGCAGGAUGGAUCUUCACCAGCCAAGCACUGGCCGCUACCAGGUGCUUCACAAUGAAGACGAUAAUUUAGAGUCAUCUGCUGUAGAGCAGCCAUCAACUUCAAACUCAACCCCACAGAUUGUACAGACUGCUCCUUCAACACCAGUACUUGAAACCAACUCUUCUCCUCCACCUUACAGUAGUAUUACUGUGGAAGUACCCACAACUUCAGAUACAGAAACUCACAGUGAGUUUUAUCCUGUGCCACCUCCCUACAGUGUUGCUACCUCUCUUCCUACAUAUGAUGAAGCUGAGAAGGCUAAAGCCGCUGCAAUGGCAGCUGCAGCAGCAGAAACAUCUCAAACGAUUCAGGAGGAAGAGUGUCCACCAAGAGAUGACUUCAGUGAUGCAGACCAGCUUAGAGUGGGUAAUGAUGGCAUUUUCAUGCUGGCGUUUUUCACUGGAAGGUAUGGUGCUAUCUGUGGAUUUGGUCUUUCAUUGAUCAAAUGGAUCCUUAUUGUCAGGUUUUCUGAUUAUUUUACUGGAUAUUUCAAUGGGCAGUAUUGGCUUUGGUGGAUAUUUCUUGUACUUGGCCUUCUCCUUUUCUUCAAAGGAUUUGUUAAUUAUCUAAAAGUGAGAAACAUGUCUGAGAGUAUGGCAGCUGCUCAUAGAACAAGAUAUUUCUUUUUAUUAUAA
Orycteropus afer afer is the source of this 834-nucleotide messenger RNA. RefSeq names its product NEDD4 family-interacting protein 2. Gene Ontology annotation, cellular component: perinuclear region of cytoplasm; endoplasmic reticulum; Golgi apparatus. The record is from RefSeq and is a predicted model, not a curated record. Gene Ontology annotation, molecular function: WW domain binding. NCBI's taxonomy places the organism in Eukaryota, Metazoa, Chordata, Mammalia, Tubulidentata, Orycteropodidae. Gene Ontology annotation, biological process: positive regulation of protein ubiquitination; metal ion transport; vacuolar transport.